Glycine soja is the source of this 1674-nucleotide messenger RNA. RefSeq lists its product as uncharacterized. The coding region runs from base 274 to 1545 and encodes 423 amino acids. The transcript has 7 exons. The record is from RefSeq and is a predicted model, not a curated record. NCBI's taxonomy places the organism in Eukaryota, Viridiplantae, Streptophyta, Magnoliopsida, Fabales, Fabaceae.
AAUGAUCUUGAGUCAAAAGCUGACUAUUAUACAUUUAUUGUAUAAAUUCGUUAAACCGCGAGAAAUCAGAUGAUCCCUGAAUCUGGUUCUACUCCGUAACUACAUCUUUAUAUAUCCCCAAACCUGGUCAAUUCUCUCACACAUUAUUUUCUCUUUCUCUCUCUGCUUUCUCUGCUACAAAGAAGAGGUAAAAGGUAACUAACUGCGUUCUAGUACACAAACCAAUCACUUGCUUGCAGAGGCAAGAAGAAGAAUAGAGCAAGAGAAAUUGGAAUGGAAGGCAGAGGUGGAGGAGAAGUGAGAAGGCUUCACAUCAUUUACUUCCUUAGUCAGAUAGGUGGUCGUGCAGAUCAUCCUCAUCUGAUUCGUGUUCUUCAUCUUGCUCGAAAUGGGGUUUAUCUAAGAGAUGUAAAGAGAUGGCUUGGGGAAUUGAGAGGAAAAGACUUGCCAGAUGCUUUUUCUUGGUCCUACAAGAGGAGGUACAAGAGUGGAUAUGUGUGGCAAGACUUGUUGGAUGACGACCUCAUAACCCCCAUCUCUGACAAUGAAUACGUCCUCAAAGGAUCACAAAUCCACCCUACCCCAUUUGCAACAACUCCUUCACUUGAUGAAAAGAAAACUACUGUUUGUGAUAUCCAUGCUGAGAAGAAAUGUAGUCAAGUACAAACUAUAGAGGACAAAAACCAGCAGCCGCCUCUAGCAGAAGAAGAACCUCGAAUUCAACGAGACUUGGAUUUGAAAACGGAUACUCCGACAAAAGGGUCAUCAGAAAUCAGCCAGGACUCAUCAUUGGUCUUCAGCUCAGACAGGUCAUCUGUGACAGAUGAUGACUCUUCAAAGGUCGAAGAAGAGAAGCAUUUAGAGGCAACAGGCAAAGACGGCUUCAACGAAAUCAACCAAGAGAAGUUAGAGGAUUGCUCAUUGCCUUCCUUGUAUCACAAUCUGUUGAGUAAGAAGGCUAGCCACAAAGAUGACCUGAAUAAAACCAACUCACCUGAUUCAUCCUCCUCCACUAUAUCAUCAUCUUCAUCUCAAUCCUCCUUUACUAAGAUCAGGAGCAAUUCUGCCAGAGUUUCUAAUGUGUUCCGCAAUUGGAUCACUUGUGGCACUGUGGAAACAAAUGAUGCAGCCCUGGUCCAAAUGAACCUGGCUCAAAAGAAUUUAUCUAAGGAACCUAUCAACAUACCUGAAAGAAGGGCUGAGAUUUGUAAGGGAGACAAAUUGGGAGGAUCAGCCAGGUGUUUUGCGACUUCUUGGGGUCAUCAUCACCAGAAACAACAAUAUGGGGCAAGAAAAAGCUUUGAUGGAAAUGAAACUAGCAGGAGCAGGAAAAAGUUAGGGGAGUUGCUAAAUCAAACUUCUUCCAAACCAUUUGGUGGACCAACCUGCUCGCAAUGCGGGAAGUCGUUUAAGCCUGAGAAAAUGCACAAACACAUGAAGUCUUGUAAAGGAAUGAAAGCCUUGGGAAAGUCCUCCACAACUGUUGAGGAGGCACAGCUUCAGGGAUCAUCAGCUUCUUAUACAGAUUACUUUUUGACCAACUAAAUAAAUGUGAAUACAUUGGGUUAAUUAAUGCCUUGGCUUUCAUAUCAGAAGAAGGCAUUUAGCAUUUAAAUUUUGAUGUAGCUUCUCACUUGGUCUAGUGUCCUUAUAAAAAAGUCUUUCUUUCUAUCA